GCAGAGUGCUUCUUGUCACUUGUGUCUUCAUUGUCUACCAUCAUGUCUUUCUCUGGAAAAUACCAGCUGGAGUCCCAGGAGAACUUUGAGCCUUUCAUGAAGGCCAUUGGGCUUUCUGAUGACCUCAUCCAGAAAGGAAAAGACAUCAAGAGCAUCUCUGAAAUUGAAGAGACUGGGGACCACUUCAAGAUUACCAUCACUACUGGCUCAAAGGUUAUGGCCAAUGAGUUCACAAUUGGCCAGGAGACUGAGCUGGAGACUAUGACUGGAGAGAAGGUCAAGGGGGUGGUUCUACUAGACGGAGGCAAGCUGAAGGUUUCUUUGAAGGGAAUUGAGUCUGUCACAGAAAUGCUGGAUCAGAACACGAUUGUAAAUACGAUGACCGUUGGUGGUGUUGUAUACAAGAGGAUAAGCAAACGCAUGUAACCGUUUAUACCAAGGGCAAAUCGAUUAAAAAUAAAAAAUGUAAAGACAGCA
Molecule: messenger RNA, 477 nt
Organism: Nematolebias whitei (Rio pearlfish)
Lineage: Eukaryota; Metazoa; Chordata; Actinopteri; Cyprinodontiformes; Rivulidae
Product: fatty acid-binding protein, liver-type
Exons: 4
Coding region: 43-426 (127 amino acids)
Biological process (GO): fatty acid transport
Cellular component (GO): nucleus; cytosol
Molecular function (GO): fatty acid binding
Source: RefSeq, a predicted model, not a curated record